Plenodomus lingam JN3 is the source of this 309-nucleotide messenger RNA. Lineage: Eukaryota; Fungi; Ascomycota; Dothideomycetes; Pleosporales; Leptosphaeriaceae. The record is from RefSeq and is a predicted model, not a curated record.
AUGCUGGCACAACCACCCAUCUUCAGGUCGUGCAGCCACCGAGCCACACGACCACAUAAGCCCAAGAAGGGGCACAACUGUAAGCUUACGCCCGAUCUCAGAACGCGUCGAUUCGAUUCGUGGUCUAGAGCACAUGCAAGGGCAUCCCGCGUCGCAUGCGCCCUGUCCCUGUCAGCCCUGGUGGCUCGUCCCAGACCCCGUCGACGCCCACAAGUCAUCGACGUCGCAACGACGUCUUCCCCCAUCUCUUCGGGGUGUGGCUUGAGAGGCAGAAGAAUUAGCGCCAACCACGACGGGAAGCAAAGAUGA